Cicer arietinum (chickpea) is the source of this 2526-nucleotide messenger RNA. Its product is annotated as probable inactive receptor kinase At4g23740. Gene Ontology annotation, molecular function: ATP binding; protein binding; protein kinase activity. Gene Ontology annotation, biological process: protein phosphorylation. The record is from RefSeq and is a predicted model, not a curated record. NCBI's taxonomy places the organism in Eukaryota, Viridiplantae, Streptophyta, Magnoliopsida, Fabales, Fabaceae.
UGAAAAUAUGGAAUGAGUUUGUCUUACUUCAUUUGCAUGUGAUUCCGCUGUUCCCGCAAGCAUAUACAGCUCAUCUUCCAUCAUUACCAAUAUACCAUCAUAAUCAUUUCAUUUCAAUUACCUUUUUUUUUUUGUGAUUAAUUUCCAUCCUCUAACUGUUUCUCAAAACAACAUCGUGAUCAUCAACAUGUAUCAUAUAUGUUCCUUUUCUUCCUAACCAUCCAAUUCAUCACUUUCUUAGACCCCAUUGUUUGUUUCAUGUGAAAGUUGUUCUUUUCUCUUCAAGUCAAGAAAAAAAUGGACAACAAGAUGUUCCUGUUGUUCAUUUUUUCAGCAGUGUUGGUUAGUGUUGAAGCUGAACCAGUACAAGAUAAACAAGCUUUACUUGAUUUCCUUAACAGCAUGAAUCAUUCACCACAUCUCAAUUGGGAUGAGAAUUCUUCUGUUUGUCAAACAUGGAGAGGAGUAACCUGCAACACUGAUGAGUCUCGAGUCAUCGCGAUUCGAUUGCCUGGAGCUGGUUUAAGUGGUUUAAUCCCACCAAACACUCUAACUCGCCUCUCAGCUCUUGAAACCGUUAGUCUUAGAUCAAAUGGUAUAACUGGUUUUUUCCCUGAUGGUUUUUCUGAGCUGAAAAACUUGACAAGUCUUUAUCUUCAAUCAAACAAGUUUUUCGGACCAUUGCCAUUGGAUUUUUCUGUUUGGAAUAAUCUCACUGUUGUUAAUUUGUCCAAUAAUUCAUUUAAUGGUAGCAUCCCUUAUUCAAUUUCAAAUCUAACUCAAUUAACUUCAUUAGUCCUUGCAAAUAACUCUCUUUCUGGUGUGAUUCCUGAUAUUUAUAUUCCUAGUUUGCAAGAGCUUAAUUUGGCAAACAAUAAACUUAAUGGUGUUGUUCCAAAAUCACUUCUUAGAUUUCCGAGUUGGGCUUUUUCUGGUAACAAUCUUACAUCAGUAACUACAGUUUCAUCACUUUCUCCAGCUUUUCCUAUGAAACCACCUUAUAAUGCCAUUCCAUCAAAGAAAAACAAAGGACUCAAUGAAACUGCAUUGUUGGGAAUCAUCAUUGGUGUUUGUUCACUUGGAUUUGCAGUGAUUGCCGGUGUUAUGGUUCUGUGCUGCUAUGACUAUGCAGCAGGUGUAGUUGAACCUGUGAUGAAGUCAAAGAAAAAUGAAGUUUCUUCGAAAGCAGAAUCUUCCGGAAGCCGAGAAGAUAAAAACAAAAUUGUGUUUUUUGAGGAUUGUAAGCUUGCAUUUGAUUUAGAGGAUCUUUUGAGAGCUUCUGCUGAGAUACUUGGAAAGGGUAAUUUUGGUACAACAUAUAAGGCUGCUUUAGAGGAUGCAACCACUGUGGUAGUGAAGAGGUUGAAAGAGGUUAGCGUUGGGAAAAGGGAGUUUCAACAACAGAUGGAAGUGGUAGGGAAAAUUAAGCAUGAUAAUGUUGAUACAUUAAGAGCAUACUAUUAUUCAAAGGAUGAGAAACUUGUAGUAUCUGAUUAUUAUCAACAAGGCAGUGUUUCUUCCAUGUUACAUGGCCAAAGAAGAGAAGGAAGAACUUCUCUAGACUGGGAUAGCCGUUUAAAGAUUGCAAUUGGUACAUCAAGAGGCAUUGCUCACAUUCAUACUCAACAAGGUGGGAAACUCGUUCAUGGAAACAUAAAAGCCUCAAACAUCUUCCUCAAUUCACAAGGAUAUGGUUGUGUAUCAGACAUAGGCUUAGCAACAUUGAUGAGUCCAAUUCCUUCACCAGGAACAAGAGCAACAGGGUACCGUGCUCCUGAAGUAACCGACACUCGUAAAGCGACACAUUCAUCUGAUGUAUACAGUUUCGGAGUGCUAUUACUUGAGCUUCUAACUGGGAAAUCACCUAUAUAUACAACAGAAGGUGAACAAGUUGUUCAAUUGGUUAGAUGGGUGAAUUCUGUUGUCAGAGAGGAAUGGACUGCAGAGGUUUUUGAUGUGGAGCUUUUGAAGUAUCCAAAUAUUGAAGAAGAAAUGGUAGAGAUGUUACAGAUAGGGAUGGCUUGUGCAGCAAGAAUGCCAGAUCAGAGACCGAAAAUGGACGAAGUUGUGAGAAUGAUGGAGGGGAUUCGUCGUACCGAAAAUCGACCUUCAUCUACUGAGUCUAGAUCAGAAGCUUCUACUCCAACUAUUGAUGCAACUUAAAUAUUUUCUGUUUCUACCUUUGUUUGACAGAGAGAUUUUUUAUUUUGUUUUGGUCAAUGGUAGUUUUUAAGGUGUAAUCAAUGGAUCAAUUUGAACUAUUAAUAUUAGUGGGGUUUUGGAGUCGGUAAAAAAAAUAAAAAUAAAAGUUGUGCUUGAUGGUUAAGCUACCAGAUUUAACUGAUGGUGAAUCAUAUUGGGUCCCUUUUGUCUGUGACUGAUUUAUUGUAUUGUUUGGGCAGGGAUUCUUCUUGACUCUUUUGUGUGUUAUGCCUAGCUCUUACAACAUUCCUAAGUCAAAGUGCUGUCUUGAGCUGCACACAGGACACUAUUAAAUUACUGUUCAGUGAUUCACUCUUGGACCAA